Messenger RNA from Haemonchus placei, 939 nucleotides. The record is from the annotation of a GenBank genome assembly. NCBI's taxonomy places the organism in Eukaryota, Metazoa, Nematoda, Chromadorea, Rhabditida, Trichostrongylidae.
AUGGCCACAAACUUUUCUCGUCUUCCUCCACUACCACCAUUGCGUGAAUUCAUCCACAUGUAUCGUCUGCAGGCUAAGAAAAUCUUAUCACAAAAUUAUCUUAUGGAUAUGAAUCUUACGAGAAAGAUCGUGCGAGCAGCAGGCGUUCAACCAGGUGAUUGGGUCUGCGAAGUGGGGCCUGGUCCAGGUGGUAUAACUCGUGCAAUAUUAGAAGCCGAUUGUGAACGAUUGGAUGUUGUGGAGAUAGACCACCGCUUCAUACCGCCAUUAGAGCUGCUCGCUGAAACCUCAAACAAUCGCCUUCGUAUUCAUCGUGCUGAUGUUUUGAAGACUAAUAUUGGUGACCUCUGGGGUGUUGCCGGUUCUCGAAAGAGUUCAGACUGGACAGGUGGUCUUCCCGCUUUGCAUAUCGUUGGUAAUCUUCCAUUCAAUAUCGCCUCGCCACUGAUAAUCAGGUCUUUGAAAGAAAUAUCGUAUCGGCAAGGUGCUUGGCGAUUUGGAAGGGUUCCGUUAACGUUGACGUUUCAAAUGGAAGUUGCACAGAGAAUUUGCAGUCCCAUUGAUUGCGAGUCUAGGUCAAGAAUAUCGAUAAUGGCACAGUACCUGACUGAACCGAAGCUCAUGUUCAGGAUUCCCGGAUCGUGCUUUGUUCCUCAACCAGACAUCGAUGUUGGUAUAGUACGUUUUGUUCCGCGAACUCAGCCUUUAAUCAGCGCUCCUUUCGAGGUCGUCGAAAAGUUGUGCCGACAGGUCUUCCAUUACCGCCAAAAAUUCAUAAUCAAAGGUCUAAAAACAUUAUAUCCAAAAGAGGUAGCCGACGAUAUGGCUAAUCAGUUGCUGAAGGAUUGUCGCGUCAAUCCAAAAGCCUCAUCAAUCCAACUCGGCAUUGAAGAGUAUGCUGAUUUGGCCGCUGGAUAUGAAAGGCAAUGUAGGAGGUGA